Fusarium venenatum is the source of this 1134-nucleotide messenger RNA. RefSeq lists its product as uncharacterized. The record is from RefSeq and is a predicted model, not a curated record. NCBI's taxonomy places the organism in Eukaryota, Fungi, Ascomycota, Sordariomycetes, Hypocreales, Nectriaceae.
AUGGUGGCUCUUCGGUCUGCUCUGCUUCUCCUCGCUCUGGCCGCUGAGGGUCUGGCUGUUUCCUCAAAUGUGAUCUGCCAAAGCAAGCUUGGAACUCAGAGUAUCCCUGCAAGCAGAAUCCCUCGGACCACCACAACCGUUCAUAAUAAAGUAACAGUCCAGAAGAAGGUCAUCCGCAAGGUCAACGUCGUGGUUGUGCCCAGGGCCAAGACAACUACUUCCACCACUGUCAAGACUAUUACGGAAACAACACAGGCUGAUCCUGGUGUCGAGACUGCUAUUGUAACAAAGACUGAUACGACAACCAAGAAUGAAGUUCGACUACAUACUACCACCUCAACUUCAAUAUCGUCCAGCACCACCACAAAGUAUACUACUAGUACUGUCCAAGCCUCGCAAGGUUUCGUCGUCGCUAAAGGCCCUGACUGGCGACCAAAAAUCAAAGCUAGAAACUCGCAUGCAGAGAGAGCCUCAUCAGACAUUUCCCUGCCCGGUCUUGGAUCUAACCCUCAGUAUGUCCAACGCAUAGACUGUGUCAAGAAUGUCCCCACCACCACAGUCAAGGUUACCACUGUCACAGUUCAGGGAUCCCGCGUCACUGUCAACCCAAAGACGAACACCAAGGUUGUGACAUCAAUCGAGACUACGGUUGAGACCCAGUACCCUCCCAAGGUGACUGAAACAUCACUUACAACUACGGUCUCUACUGUUACCGAGUAUGACGAUCGCACUGAGACAGCUACUAAAACUGAGAUCGUGAUGGUCGAGAGCGUCAUUCCAGCCGACUCUUAUUAUGAGGCCUGUGGUGAUAGCAACAUGCUGAUGACUGCCAAUGGCGGCUAUAACAUCGUAUCAGCAACCCGGAACAUGAACACCGUCGGUACUCCGACGAGUGGUCCUAAAAGUGCUUAUGACUGCUGUGUUUUGUGUCAAAAGAAAUCCGAUUGUCUACUCACUAUAUGGCGGUUGGAUUCUUCGAGCUGCUUGAUCUACACUCCUUCAGGCACAGGAUUUACGUGCAGCAACACUCAGGUGUUAACCUUAACAUACUUUACUAAAGCUGACGCUCCAAGUUCUUAUGUCUACAGUAAUGGUCCCUGCGGCAAGGUUGGCAAUGGAGGAAACCGAACCUAG